Molecule: messenger RNA, 876 nt
Organism: Ostreococcus lucimarinus CCE9901
Lineage: Eukaryota; Viridiplantae; Chlorophyta; Mamiellophyceae; Mamiellales; Bathycoccaceae
Product: BASS family transporter: sodium ion/bile acid
Exons: 1
Cellular component (GO): membrane
Source: RefSeq, a predicted model, not a curated record
UUCCCGGUGUUCGUCGCGCUCGGGGCGCUGGCGGGGAUGUGCGCGCCGGGAACGGUGAGCUGGUUUCGAGGCGACGCGGUGACGUACGCGCUCGCGGGGACGAUGCUGGGGAUGGGGAUCACGCUCGAUUUGAGCGAUUUCCGCGCGGUGUUCGGGCAGCCGUGGAAGAUUGGGAUGGGCGUCGCGCUGCAGUACACGGUGAUGCCGACGCUGGCGUUUUUGGUCGGGAAAAUGUUUCUGGCGAAUCAAUCGCUCGCGGCGGGGUUGAUUUUGGUCGGGUGCUGUCCGGGAGGGACGGCGUCGAACGUCGUGACGUUUCUGGCCGGUGCGAGCGUGCCGCUGAGCGUGGUGUUGACCACGGUGAGCACGUUCAUGGCGACGGUGAUGACGCCGACGUUGACGCAGCAUCUCGCGGGAACGAUGAUCCCCGUCGACGGCGGCGGGUUAUUCGUCAGCACGUGCAAAGUCGUGUUGCUUCCAGUCGUCGCUGGUUUGGUGUUGAAGAAGUACGCGCCCAAGUUCAGCGAGACGCUCGAGCCAUUCGCGCCGAUCACUGCGGUUCUCACGGUGGCGCUGAUUUGCGCGUCCAUCAUCGGUCGCACGUCGACUCAGAUUCUCGCCGCGGGACCGACGCUCAUCGCCGCCGUCGCCUUGCUGCAUACGCUCGGGUUCGGUUUGGGAUACUUCCUGUCCCGCUCCGCUGGAUUCUCGAGUAAGACCUCGCGAACGAUGAGCAUCGAAGUUGGCAUGCAAAACUCGGCGCUCGGCGUCGUUCUCGCCUCCGCACACUUUGCCGAUCCGUUGGUCGCGGUGCCGUGCGCGAUUUCCGCGACGGUGCACUCCGUCCUCGGCAGCAUGCUCGCUGCGUUUUGGAGG